Molecule: messenger RNA, 1053 nt
Organism: Ostertagia ostertagi
Lineage: Eukaryota; Metazoa; Nematoda; Chromadorea; Rhabditida; Trichostrongylidae
Source: the annotation of a GenBank genome assembly
AUGGAUGAUUGCAGAAAUACAGUUGAAGCUGUUGUGCGAGGCCUAGAGAUAGCCAGGCAGAUGGAUCAGAUGGAUCAGGACAAGGAAAACACCCAAGGCUCCGAGGUGAGUUGCAAUGGGAAGGAAUUAGUGACCCUAUUGAGGGGUGAGAUCAAAAAAGCCAUUGAGUCGAUAAGGGGCCUAGGUCCAAAGAUCAAAGACGAUCUGGAAGAGGCACGAAUAGCCCCGAAAUAUAGAUCAGUCAUAGAUAAGUCAAUAGAACAGCAGGUCAAGAAAGCGUGUGAGACGCUGGGGACGCUAGAAAGUAGCGCAAAAUCUUACCUCACUUUUGGCAAAGAGCUAAUGGAGUCCUUGCAAAAGAGGGGAAUCGAAACAUUAGAGGACUGGGACGACUUUUUGGGAGUCGUUGACAGAGAUGGGAGUUUACUAGCAGAGAUCUGCAGUAUGCUAGACACAAAUGUGUUACAGGUGCGAGAUGUGGUCGGAGAGAUCCAGAAGCUCCAAGAAAAACAAGCAAAGGAUAUGAUGAGGAAUCAAGACGAAAUGUCUGAUGAAGAUAUGGAUGGUAUGGAGAUUAAUCAUAAAAGACGUAAAGCGUAUGAAUUGCCAAACAAUGAUGAAAACCGACGAUUGCAGAUGACGACACAAGUGUCCGAGCGGAAUCACGAUCCAGCGCCGACUGGAGCAGCCUACGGGCAGCACUUGAGACCGCAUUUGGAUCGUUGGGAAACAGCGGCGGAGCAAACCGCAACAGGUGCGAAUUACAUGGAAGGCUUUCUAAAAUUCUUACAAGCAAGUAGUUGCGUUGACCCUGGUGUGUUUCGGGGGAAACCAAACGAAAACUUCAAAGAAUUCCUACGAAGGUUCCGAAGGAAAUAUGGACCGUUAGGAUACGGUGAUAGGACAUUAUUAGAAAUUCUGGAAGACGACCACUUGGGCGAAAAGGCCAAAAAUGUAUUCUUGGCAAUCCACACAAGAGAAGUUAGAGGAAGGGUUCGAAGCGGUAGUAAAAGAAUUGGAAAGGCUUCUUUCGAGCGACUCAACUGCGGCUAG